GUUGAAACCAUAAGUUUACAUUCACCAAAAUAAAACACACAAACUUAGUUUACUGUAAUUUUGAUUCAUACGUUCAACUUAAUUUAGUUUUGUAUAAUACAAUCAGAUUAAAUAAGUUCCAUUCUAACUGACUGAUUUUUAUGGACAACAAAUACUGUACAUUUUGAAACAUUUGCUCUUUAUUUGCCAAAUAUUUGAGGGGAAUCAGAUAAUUUCAGACAACUGAAAUAUUUGGUUCCAAUCUUCUCUCUAACUUUGGCACAAACAAAAGAGAGAGAGCAAAUGUUAAUAAAUCUACAGGAUUUGUUGUCCAUGAUGAAAGGAAUGAAACAGAACAGAAUUUCACGCAAGACCUUCUCCAUUUCAGGCUGUUUUCCCCUUCCAAUAUGGCGGAAUGGUUGACGUCUCCGUGUGACGAGCAGCUUGUCACACACCGGCGACAAACUUCUGAUUCGUCAUUGUUCGCGACGUUGAAUCUGAUUGGUCCGUUUGUGUUCCAGCGUUACAGAUUCCGAGUAGAAACACGGACUCGCUGUUUUCCAUCCGUUAUCCGUCGAACAUCGCAUCCUGUCGUUGUUACAGCAGGUUUUUAAUUCACUAAUUUGAUGCAGCUGACGUCGUUGUAAUCGUAAACGCUCGAAGCGACAUAAAUUCCGUCUGUUUCAGUCAUGUCCUUCCAGCCGGACCGUGGGGGUCUGAGGGGACAGAUGCCCCCCGGCCAGAACUACCUGAGCCCUCCCGCUCCCCAGCCUCCUGCUCCACCGUACCGUUACGACCCACAGACUCCGCCGGGUUCGGGUUACCAUGGCAGCGCCGGCUGCAUGCCCCACCACCCUGACUUCAUGCAGUACCCUCCCCCGGCUCCGUCGCAGCAGACCCCCGGCGCUCUGAGGCAGUGCCCGCUGCGCCCGCCUUUCCCCAAACCACCUCCCAAUUUCCCGCCUCCCCCUUUGCCCAGCUCAGCAGGGGGUCCUACUCCCGGCUCCAGGUCUACCCACCCCCCGUACCCCAUGAACUACCCUCCUUUCCCUCCUCCGCCCUUCAACCCUGGCUACACCCAGACCGCUGGCCCCUUCCAGCCGGACCACGGCCUGCGACACGGGGGGCCGUACCCGUACGAGAAGUCCGCCGACAGCCGGAGGUCACCGGAAAGAGGGUAUCGCUAUGACGACCACAGGCAGAAGAGCUACGGCGAGCGACACAGAAUGGAGUUCAGCGGAGAGAGGAAGGAGCGCGGGAGGAGUCCCGACCGGCGCGGGAGGCCGGAGGGAGGGCGCUACAAAGCUGACUACGACAGAGGGAGGAGUCCGCCGCGACACCGGAGCCGGGAGAGGAGCAGGGAGCGGUACCGCCACCGAGAUGUUCGUCGAUCCCAGUCACCUGAUCGGUACAGGAAGAGACCUCGGAGCCGCUCAACGAGCCGAGAAAGGAAGCGAGGGCGCUGGGAGGAGGAGAAGGAGCGGAGGUCAGACAGCUCCUCGGGGCCGAGCCGGGAGCGGAGCUACUCGUCCCUCCGGAGCCGGGACAACGACGAGGCGUUCGGGGAGCGCGAUCGGCAGCGGGACAGAGAGAAGGAGAAGUACGACGAGGAGGAAGAGCAGCUGAAACCCGCCUGGAUCCGCUGCACUCACGCCGAGAGCUACUACUCCAACGACCCCAUGGACCAAGUGGUACGUUCUGCUCAGCACACUCUGGUUCAUGGGCCAAACCCGGCCGCCUUCCAGAUGAACUCAGAACAAUCGUCAGGCGACGCCUCAGAUCACUUCCUGCACGAUAAAAGCCUUCCUCAUCCCAGCUCUGUGUUUUUCUCCAACACUGACCUUUACCAGGAGUCGGUGAAAGCUGCAGCAGGAACGCUGGCUGCUCUUCCAGGAACGCCAGA
Molecule: messenger RNA, 1882 nt
Organism: Xiphophorus maculatus (southern platyfish)
Lineage: Eukaryota; Metazoa; Chordata; Actinopteri; Cyprinodontiformes; Poeciliidae
Product: ribonuclease 3-like
Exons: 6
Source: RefSeq, a predicted model, not a curated record